Molecule: messenger RNA, 3364 nt
Organism: Planococcus citri (citrus mealybug)
Lineage: Eukaryota; Metazoa; Arthropoda; Insecta; Hemiptera; Pseudococcidae
Product: synaptogenesis protein syg-2-like
Exons: 14
Coding region: 620-3064 (814 amino acids)
Molecular function (GO): protein binding
Source: RefSeq, a predicted model, not a curated record
CAACGGCGGUGGUGAUGUUUCAGUUGGUAUGAAAAUUUCGCGUAACACGAACGCUCGUCGGGGUUGCUCUUCAGCUUCGGAUUGUUUUCUCGUUACGUAAUUAUAAUCGCGAUCGGUGAUUACCGGCUAAAAAAUUUAAUCGUUCGGACUCCAAAAAUUACUUAUCGAGGUCGAGUAGAAUUUUUAUACUGCAUAAGUUACAUUUUUUUUUACAUAUUGGAAAAUUUCAAGUUGAGUGAUUUGUGCGUGAAUUUUUUCCCCACGAUGGAUAGUUCACGAGGUAAAAUUUCCAAAAUUAUUCGUCGUACGAACUGCGAAACAAUUUUGUGAAUGAAAAUGACUGCAUAUCGAUCAAGUUCACAUAUCGGAUCAUAUCGUCGGUGAUUUUAGUUAAUUUUUUUUCAAUUAGUAGAAAUUUUUUAGCAUAUCGAACGUUGUUUUUUUUUUCAAACGAGAUUUUUCCGCGUUUAGAAUUUAAUUCGCUAUCUAUACCGAUGUUUUCUCGAGCAAAUAUCACGAUCGGUUGUUGAUUUCGUUUAGAAAAUAUAGAAAAAGUCGACAGUAUGCGAAAAGGUGUUUGUGUCUGUGUGAUGUUACCUGUAUUUAUGUGAAGUUCAAUAUGCAUAUCUUGGAGGUAUUUUUCAUCCUAUGGAAUAUUUUGUACGCGCUUUCUGCCCGAGUUGAAAUCGCCGAGCAACAAGCGCCCAUUGUAUCCAUGGAGGCGGUCGAAGGACGCAGUGUGCAGUUACCAUGUGACGUAUCAUCGCCAAAUCCUGCCGAUAAAGUUUAUAUGGUGUUCUGGUUCAAAGCUGAUACAGGAAUACCAUUGUAUAGCUUCGAUGUUCGUGGAAUGCCAUUGAACCAAGCUCAUCAUAAUUCUGCUCCUGAAGUGUUCGGGUCAAGGGCACACUUUCGUACACUUUCCGAGCCGGCUAGUUUGGUGGUGGAAGAUAUCCGUAGACAUGAUCAAGGCGUGUACAGAUGCAGAGUGGAUUUCAGAAAUUCGGCUACCAGAAGCUUCCGUUAUAAUUUGACCAUUAUCGUUCCUCCGGAAAAACCAACGUUAUACGAUCGUUUUGGAAGGCAGCUGAAUAAAACUGUAGGACCGCACGAUGAAGGAGACGAUAUAAUGUUAACGUGCCGUGUAAUUGGUGGAAACCCGGAACCGACGGUACGAUGGCUGAUGAACGGUAAAGUGGUGGACGAAGAAUACGAGCAAAAUGCCGGCGACGUCAUCGAAAACCGAUUAACUUGGUCCGGCGUAACUCGCAAAGAUUUAAAUUCCGUUUUCACGUGCCAAGCGACCAAUACAAAAUUGACUGACCCGCAAGAAACCGGCGUAAUCUUAGAUUUAAGACUACGUCCACUUACCAUUGAAUUGUUCACAACUGAUACACCUUUAAUGGCUGAUCGAAGGUAUGAUAUUACUUGCGUAUCGACUGGAUCCAGACCACCGGCCAUUAUCACUUGGUAUAAAGGCAAUAAACCGUUGAGAAGGGUGAAGGAGGACAUCCGCACGAACGUAACAAAAAGCGAGCUCAGCUUCAUACCAUCAACAGACGACGACGGUAAAACAAUCACUUGUCGUGCUGAGAACCCAAACGUGACCGGAUUGUUUCUGGAGACGCAUUGGAAAAUCAGCGUGAUAUUUUCGCCGAUCGUGACUUUAAGACUGGGAAGCACGCUGAAAGCUGACGACAUUAAGGAAGGCGAUGACGUUUAUUUCGAAUGUCACGUCAAAGCGAAUCCUCCUUGGAAGAAAUUGAAUUGGUUACAUAACGGAGUGAUAAUGAAUCACAACUCGACAGCCAGAGUGAUCCGUAGCCAUCAUAGUUUGGUUUUGCAAAAACUCACUCGUCACAGCGCCGGUAGAUAUUCGUGUGUUGCUGCCAAUUCUGAAGGAGAGACUUAUAGCAAUGAAUUGACGUUCAGAGUGAAAUAUGCUCCCACCUGUCGCCACGAAAAAGGUAUGGUGAUCGGUGCUUCGAGAUCGGAAAGCCUAGAAAUCGUUUGCGAAAUCGACGCCGAUCCUCCGGCCCAAAGUUUUCGAUGGAAGUUCAAUAAUUCGGGCGAAACGUUGGACGUCGGCCCGGAGAGAUUUACCAGCAACGGUACCGUUAGCGUGUUGAAGUACACCCCAAUCGCCGAUUUGGAUUAUGGUACUUUAUCAUGCUGGGCCCAGAAUGCGAUUGGCAUGCAAGUGAUGCCUUGCGUUUAUCAGCUCGUCGCUGCCGGGAAACCGCAAAGCGUGCAGAAUUGCACGUUAUCAAACCAAACGAACAGUUCGGUGGAGGUGAAAUGCUCCCCUGGCUACGACGGCGGUCUUCCACAAGUGUUCACGUUGGAGGUAUACACGCCGUUUAGCGCUCUACCCGUGUACAACUUGACCGAAAAAGAAUGGCCGAAUUUCCGUUUAUCGAAUUUACAAGCGGAUGUUACUUUCAAGAUUUUAGUGAGCGCUGUCAACUCGAAAGGUCGCAGUCCACCCGUUAUCCUCGAAGAGUUCAGUUUCAAAGAUCCUGAAAAAAGAACAGCGGACGUGCUGGAUAUCAGGCGUAUGUCGCCAGUGCUCGGCAUAGCGAUCGGGACCAUUCUAGGAGUGAUACUACUAAUACUGCUGAUAUUCCUGAACAUGUGGAGAUCGAGGAGUUUAUUUGCUCGACGUACAAUGGACGAUAGUCCAGAACGGAAACACGAUCAAAUAACCGUCGCUCCUAUUGGCAAUCACUGUGAUGAUAUGAACCCGGAUAUUAUACCAGCCAAGUAUGAUCCGGUUAUUAUUAAUAGAAGAAGCCUGUACGCUGAUUCGAUUAAUCAUUCGCCAGCCAAUCAAAACUGGGAAAGUAGAAAUAGCAAUCAAGAUACGCUGAUAGAAAAUAGCAGUUCGACGUAUAAUAAAAUGAAUAACGUCGAAUACGAACCAUCGGAGCACUUUUGUCGGAGCACCGAAUCGAUAUCGUCGGUCAAAGUGAAAACAAUCAAUCAAAAAAAAGACGUCGAAAUAAACUGUACGGCUAUCAAGGAAACACUGAUGGCGAAUAGACUGCCAGAAAGCUGUGUAUAAUUUAUGUGGCGUAUAUAUCAAAUUAACUUUUCAUAUCUCAAUGUAACUUAAUAAUAUCAAAAUCGAUCCUCUCCCUUGUUCGUUUUUCCCCUCCCUGUUUUUUUUGUUUGUUUUUUUACGCAUUGUUUUCCUCAUUUUUUUUCUUCUUUUUUUCCAUUUUGUAUGUUAUCUAUUAAAAAGUUUUUAAUUUUAUUAAAGAAUUGUUUAUUAUAUGUAUUUAAACGGUUUUUAAAAGUUUGAAUUUUUAUAUCAAGUGUUUUACUCGAUUUUUUUCUUUAAAUAAAUUGUUUUAUUUUCAAU